CGUGGAAAAUGGCGGACAGGAAGCCAUCAGCAAUGUUAUUAAAGUUUCUUAAAUAAUAUCCCAGGCGUAAGGGAGUUAUUCUUAUUAUAUAGAAUAUGAAAGAUAGAUUAAUAUAUUUGUUCGUGUUCAAGGUGUGUAGGCAAGAGAAUUUAGAGAUGCGUACUUUUUAUUCAUAAGAUGGAGAUUAUAUAUUUUAAGGAGACAGAUUAAACAUUGAAUAUAACCCAAUCAUUGUAAUUACACUGCAGGUUGUAAAGAUGUAGUGAUCUCGACAAAUAUUUUCGGAUAACAUUUAAUGUUAACAAAUGUGCAGGCAUAGACUUAAAUAUGCAAAGAUUACACACUUUAAUAUGUUAAGUCUACACGUUUGUCCUAUAGGGCCAGGGAGUUGUUUGAGUAUGUGGCUAUUGUGCAGUGACCCCCAAAACCUAAACACAUUUGACCGCCACAUCCAUAUUCUAGUCAUGUUUUCAUGCAGAGUCGGCUUUUACUUUGCCUUUUUUUUUUAAUCAUUUUUUUUUAAUCACUGACCAAAGUUCAUUAAAAACAGGAAAAGGGGCAGGAAAAAAACAUGCCACUUAAGUUACUUACAAUAUUUUUCAGGGUAAUAAUAUGUUAAUCGUUUUACGUGCUUUCUCUACGACGUCAUGAAGCUUCUGGGCGCCAUUGUAACUGCUGGUCUAUUCAUUGCUGGUAAGUAAUGUUAUUGUUUAAAAAAAAUAUAUUAAUGUUGGUAAUAUGGCUGGUUACCGGAAAUUUGAUCGGAAGAGAUAAACACUGACUUCACCCCCUGACAGCUCCAUGAGCAGUUACACACGGAACAAUGGUAAAUGCUUCACCGUGCCUCGGUGUAAUACAGUCCAAUAUAAACAAUCAUUCUUCCCACGGGCAAUGAUUGCUUGGAACCAACUGGACCACGGCGCCGUGGACUCGACAUCAAUCGAGAGUUACAAGGCUGCCCUGGCACCACCCGCUAUGAGCGGUUAGGCUAGCCGCAUCGCUUCCAAAACCGUUGCACAUAUGCCUAAACCAGGACUAAGCAUUUCUAUUGUCAAAGAUUCAUGUCGGUCCUUAAAGGACUGUACAUUUAUCAAUUCAAUUUGUAUUUAACGUUCAGGUUUGAAUGUGGCCUACUUAUUCUAAAGUUGCAAGAAACGGGCCUUGAUUGGCCUGUACAAUUUCGAAAUGAUUAGCCACAAAUCGAUAGGGUGAUUGAACUUUUUAAAUGGGAUUACUAAAAUUGUAACAUUUUGCAAAGAAGUAUACCUCACAGAAGCCUAUAUUUUGAUUGUUUGAACCCUUAAUUAUCACCGUAAUACAAAUGGUUAAGAGUAUAGCCACAUGUUUUGUAAGUAUUUUAAAUAAAUGAGUUCAUUCAAUCUAAAUAUUUUAAUAAACUCAUUAGUGUAACAAUGACAACUUAUCAAGGUCUAGAAGACAUGCAAGUCUUAUGAGACUGCUCUUGGGUUUGGCCCUGAGAAUGAUUUAUUUCUUAGAAGUUAGUAUUUUGCAUUUGCCUUUCUUUCUUCUCCAGCCCAGUGUCAGCUCUUUGACAAGUCAGAGUUUGGAGACGGAGGGUCAUUCAAUCUGACAUGUGACGUCGGCCGGAUUGGCAAUGUUCCAACGUCUAUAACAAAAAUUUAUUAUUUGUCCAUUGAGAUGGCUAUAGUUUCAAGUGCAAAAGUUAAAUUCAUUGCUGUAUACCAAUCAGUUCCAAAAGAAAGCCUUGAAAGGGUAAGGGUUUAAAUCAUGAUCUCAUCAUUCAUAAUCUCAUCAUUCAUGAUCUCAUCGCUCAUUACAGACACCUCUUUAAAUCGCAAUCUCAUUUCUCCCGUAAUUUAAGGCAAAUGAUAAGAACUUUAUCGAUGAGUUUUUCACCACUACAGAGUUAAUUUAAGAAGUCUGCUAUUUAUUUUUAUGUUUGCGUUAUGUUUAAUGGUAAACCCGAUCCCGCCUACAUACACAUGUCUCUGUUUAUAAAUAUUCUUGUUUUUUUUCUUUUUCUUAAUUAAUAUGGACUUUAUUAACGUCGGACUGUAAUAUGACGUAUAAUGCUGCAUCAUUAUUCCUAUAGUUCUUAAACGAAGUGUUUGGAGAUUUUUCAGAUUUAUUUUUCAGAACAACCUUAGAGGAUGCACACAAUUACGUUUAUGUCAAUAAUAUGUUUAAAAAAAACAACCUAUAUCAUCAUGUAUUUAUGGUAUUUUUUCUUCUUCAGUAUAUUCCAAAUGGUAGGCCAUGGGUAAUUGAAGGUACUGGUGGUUCAGGCAGCAACAGAGCAUCGAUAAAACUGACACUUUAUGUGCCAGAUGCUCAAUGUUCUGAUGCAGGAUUAUACCGCUGCAAUGCUGGCUUUCGUCCAACAGAUGGCGGUGCAGUAGCGAGCUGCUCUCAGAAUAUUACAUUUAAAGGUGAGUUGUUUUUUUUUUAAUCGCUCUUUUUUUUUUGCAUGACAGAUCUCAUGUUCAGAUUAAGCGAGCUGACAUAAGACGUCUUAUGAAAUCAUUCGUCUCUACCAUUCCUGGUUUGUGGUCUGCUGGGGUCGGGGGGGGGGGGGCAGAAAAAAACGUUUUAAAGGCAUACAAAAAAGCCCCACUGAAAGAGUUCAAUAUAAACCCAGAAAUGGGGGAGGAAAAAGCAAGGGAUCGAACAUCAUGGCGUUCCACUUUACACAGCAGCUCCAUGCAACGUGAAGUUAGCAGUUGUUGCAGAGCUCAAGAAAACCGGCCUGACUCUGCUACGGGAGAUUCCCCAUCAUUCCCCUGCACCUACUGCACAAGAAAAUUUCAUGCCAGACUCGGCCUCAUCAGCCAUCUGCGCACCCACAGACAGAACUAGCAGGAAUAUGAAGAUUAAAGUGGUCAUGGUCGACUUCCGACUGAUUAACAAUAACACGACCUUUGAGGAUCUCGAGAUUUUGAUGCAUUGUAUUAUCGAUUCCCCCUAGCGUCUAUCACCAUUGUUGACGCAGAUUAUUUCUACUAUAUAUUAACAUACUGUUGUAAAGUAAGAUUAAAGUAAUUUAUUUGGUAUGAUAAUCAUGGAAUAGAAACACAACUGAACAACGGCUUUAAACAAAACUUUUGUUUUAAAUCGUGUUUAUGAGAUUUAAAAAAAAAAUUAUUUCAUUUAUACAACUAUUCUAUCAUCUAACUCGCUUAUAUAACUUAUCUUAUUGCAUCAAAUAUUUCAGGAAAAAAUUAAGCUCCAUAUGCACAUACGAUAUUUUUUUUAAGAGUCUCAUUUCGUGCUGUUAUCGGGAUUUUUAUUUCGUGUAAUCGGUGGAGGCAUCUUUCCUUAAUUUUCCGGAUGAAAAAUUGGAGAAAAAAACUGAUUGUUGGGGGUGGGGGUGGGGUGGGGUGGAAUUAGUAUUGGUGGUGGGGCUGAAAAUAUGAUUGUGCCGAGUGUCAGCUCGAUAUGUCCACGAGAAGUUGUUCAGUUAGCCUACCGAAGAUUUCGACCCAUACACAAACAGCCAGAAAUAAACACAGUAACAAAAGAGAGGUUAAUAUAAAGGAUUAAAAAAGGAACAGGAAAAGAAUGAAAAGAUGCAUUCUAAUACUAGUACUUCAGUUUCUUUAAAAAUAAAAAUGCUUCAAUGUUUAUUUGUGUUUAAGUGUUUGUGAAAAAUUUAUCAAUUUCUAAGGGCAGUCGAAAUACUUAUCGUACAUCUGCCAUAUAUGAAACAAUAUUAUUAUUUUUCUUUACGUGAAAUACAUUGUCCUUUAAUUUCAUUUUUAAAAAUUGAUUUAUCAUUUAUUUCACUAUCUAUUUGAAUUUUUUUAGUGAAAUAUCUAAUUAACGUUAUAGACAUCUGUUAAAAUCCAGGUCUCUCUUUGUAGGCUUUUUGUUUGGUGGGUUUUUGUCUGGAGGGCUUAUGUCUGGAGGGCUUUUGUCUGGAGGACUUUUGUCUGGAGGACUUUUGUCUGGAGGGCUUUAUGUCUGGAGGGCUUUAUGUCUGGAGGGCUUUUGUCUGGAGGACUUUUGUCUGGAGGACUUUUGUCUGGAGGGCUUUUGUCUGGAGGGCUUUUGUCUGGAGGGCUUUAUGUCUGGAGGGCUUUAUGUCUGGAGGGCUUUAUGUCUGGAGGACUUUUGUCUGGAGGACUUUUGUCUGGAGGACUUUUGUCUGGAGGGCUUUUGUCUGGAGGGCUUUUGUCUGGAGGGCUUUAUGUCUGGAGGGCUUUAUGUCUGGAGGGCUUUAUGUCUGGAGGACUUUUGUCUGGAGGACUUUUGUCUGGAGGACUUUUGUCUGGAGGGCUUUUGUCUGGAGGGCUUUUGUCUGGAGGGCUUUUGUCUGGAGGGCUUUAUGUCUGGAGGGCUUUAUGUCUGGAGGGCUUUUUGUCUGGAGGACUUUUGUCUGGAGGACUUUUGUCUGGAGGACUUUUGUCUGGAGGGCUUUUGUCUGGAGGGCUUUUGUCUGGAGGGCUUUAUGUCUGGAGGGCUUUAUGUCUGGAGGGCUUUAUGUCUGGAGGACUUUUGUCUGGAGGACUUUUGUCUGGAGGACUUUUGUCUGGAGGGCUUUUGUCUGGAGGGCUUUUGUCUGGAGGGCUUUUUGUCUGGAGGGCUUUAUGUCUGGAGGGCUUUAUGUCUGGAGGACUUUUGUCUGGAGGACUUUUGUCUGGAGGACUUUUGUCUGGAGGACUUUUGUCUGGAGGGCUUUUGUCUGGAGGGCUUUUGUCUGGAGGGCUUUAUGUCUGGAGGGCUUUAUGUCUGGAGGGCUUUAUGUCUGGAGGACUUUUGUCUGGAGGACUUUUGUCUGGAGGACUUUUGUCUGGAGGGCUUUUUUCUGGGGGGCUUUUUGUCUGGGGGGUUUUUUGUCUGGGGGGCAUUUUGUCUGGAGGACUUUUGUCUGGAGGACUUUUGUCUGGAGGACUUUUGUCUGGAGGACUUUUGUCUGAAGGACUUUUUGUCUGGAGGGCUUUUUGUCUGGAGGGCAUUUUGUCUGGAGGGCUUUUUGUCUGGAGGGCUUUUUGUCUGGAGGGCAUUUCUGGAGAUUAAUUAUCCAAUGUUAAGUACUAACAAUACAUUUACACUGAUAUCUUAUUUAAGUCCUAAGUAAUUUUCUCAUUAUGGGAUGUUUUAGUCAUAUUUAAAAAAAAUUAUUCUGAUGAGACUUUUGUGUUCAUGAAGCAGUAGACCAGAUAAAUAUGUAAACAUAAAUAUGCAAAAUUUCCAAAACACUCAUAUAAUGCACGGAGAAUGUAUCCGUGCGCACAUCUUUACAUGGGGUUGAUAUGAAAAUAAUAACAGCAAAUAAAUGUCUCGUCAAAUAGUUUACAACUAAUAUUUCCUCUUUUGUAUUCUAGGCACUUGCAACACAGGCACGCGUUUGGGCGCUGUGGACUCCACACGGUUUGUUAGGAAAUUGUUCCUGAUGCAGACAGUAAUGUUCCUAUGGCCAAGACUUCUCUAGAGUCACCUGGACAAGAAAUGUUACCCAGGUGGCUCCCUCGAAAGAUGUAGAUUGGCAUUUUCAAGAUGUAAAAGGACACCCGAAGAUGUAUCUCAUUGAUUACUUGACCCGCAUGUUAUAUAUAUUACGG
Molecule: messenger RNA, 5543 nt
Organism: Lymnaea stagnalis (great pond snail)
Lineage: Eukaryota; Metazoa; Mollusca; Gastropoda; Lymnaeidae
Source: the annotation of a GenBank genome assembly